This is a messenger RNA of Pygocentrus nattereri (red-bellied piranha), 1791 nucleotides long. RefSeq lists its product as uncharacterized. Lineage: Eukaryota; Metazoa; Chordata; Actinopteri; Characiformes; Serrasalmidae. Gene Ontology annotation, cellular component: external side of plasma membrane. Bases 15 to 746 code for a protein of 243 amino acids. The record is from RefSeq and is a predicted model, not a curated record. Gene Ontology annotation, biological process: cytokine production; positive regulation of natural killer cell cytokine production; positive regulation of natural killer cell mediated cytotoxicity directed against tumor cell target. The transcript is spliced from 5 exons.
UCAUCAGUGACACCAUGAAAAUCACACCGACAGUCUCACACCUCUGGACCUGCUCUCUGCUCCUCUACACACUCGUCAGAGAGUGUCCAGCAGACAGUGAGAUAAUCACGUCACAGACGGUUCGCGCUCGGGUCGGUCACUCAGCGUCUCUGACCUGUGAGGCUAAAGGAAAUGUUCAAGUCGUCCAGUCUCAGUGGAGCCGCUGUCCUGACCGCAUCAUCCUUGUCUAUCAAGAAAAACCUGGAGCUUACGUGGCCAACAACAGCUACAAAGACCUCAUCUCCACUCAGGGGUACCACACUCUCAUCCUGAACAGAGUGCAGGAGGGGGAUUUCGGGGAGUACUGCUGCAAACUGACCACAUACCCCAGCGGCAGUCUGGAGGGGCAAGUCCAGCUGCUGGAGGAAGACGAGGAAGAAGAUGCUCUCAGUAAAAGUUUUGGAACAACAAAGCAUCCACCUGCUUCCUCCACCAACCUCCUUCCUUCACAGCCCACAGCAGGUCUGCCGGUGAUGAUGAUCGUGUACAUCUCCUGUGGUGCUGCAGGGUUUGUGGUUCUAAUAGGUAUCAUCAUCUGCCUGGUCUGCAGGAAGCAGAGGAGAAAGGUACGUAAUCCGAUCCGUGUUCCAGUGCAGGCUUUGCGUGUCCCCCAGAACAAACAAGAGAAGGGAGACCCAGUGGAGGUGUGCGAUGAGGAUGAUGAUGAGGCUGGGAUGUACCUGAAUGUUCCUCAGCUUAACUCCUAAUGGACAUUCGGCGCGUGGACAUCAGCGAACUUCCUUAAUCGUUCAAACCAGCAGUUUAUAUCUGUGACCUCACAACCAUCCACAGUGACUCAGGUCUUUAGGAAACGAUUCAGUGCAGCAUAAAAACUCAGAUUUCAUCUUGAUUCAGUCUGAUUCAGUCUGUUUCAGUCUGAUUCUGUUUGAUUUUGUUUGAUUCUUUAGGAAAUGAUUCAGUUCAUCAUGAAAGCUCACAUAUCAUUUUGAUUGAGUCUGAAUCAGUUUGAUUCAAUCUGAUUCAGUUCAAAUAACUAAAUUCAACAUAGAACAACUGAACGCAUCAUAACAUCUCAAACUCCAUUCUGAUUCAGUCUGAUUCAAUCCGAUUCAGUUUGAUUCAGUCUGAUUCUGUCCGAUUCAGUUUGAUUCAGUCUGAUUCAGUUUGAUUCAGUCUGAUUAAGUCUGAUUCAGUCUGAUUCAGUCUGAUUCAAUUGGUUUAGGAAAUGAUUCAGAGCAUCACGGAAUCUGAAACAAUGAUUAUUUUCCAAUUCAGUCAUAGUUUCAGUACAAUUCAGUUUUGUUUUUAGAAAUACACAAAGGUGACUGGAGGAAGUAGAUGCAGCAGAAACAAAACUCCAAGCUUUUCUUUUUAAAUAGUCCUGGGAAAUUUCAUUCAGGACAAAAGUGCUUGAAUUUUUACAGAAUAUUAUUAUAAUCUAUACACUGCAAAUUCAAUGCAGUUGAAUCGGAAUCUUCAGAUUGAAGCUGCAUGUUGAAUACAUUUUUACACACACACACACACACACACACUCACACACACACACACACACACACACACACACACACACACACACACACACACACACAUAUGAGCGCAACAUUAAACUUUGACAAUAUCAAGCGAUUAUGAGUCCUGCACUAUAAGCCGAUAAGCUAAUGUACAUGUUUGCAAUGUUUUUAUUGUUUGCAAAUUAUAAAGCAGCUCGUGUGUCAGAUGCAUGACUACAUACCCUGUAUGAUUAUGGUAAUUAUAUGUAAGUACACUUGGCUUAUGCUUGCAAGUAUAUAG